AUGAUUGGCCAUUCAAACAAACCUGACAUCAUGAUUAGCCAUUCAAACAAACCUGACAUCAUGAUUGGCCAUUCCAACAAACCUGACAUCAUGAUUGGUCAUUCCAACAAACCUGACAUCAUGAUUGGUCAUUCCAACAAACCUGACAUCAUGGUUGGCAAUUCCAACAAACCUGACAUCAUGAUUGGCCAUUCCAACAAACCUGACGACAUGAUUGACCAUUCCAACAAACCUGACAUCAUGAUUGGCCAUUCCAACAAACCUGACAUCAUGAUUGGCCACUCCAACAAACCUGACAUCAUGAUUGGCCAAUAUGACAAACUUGACAUCAUGAUUAGCCAUUCCAACAAACCUCACAUCAUGAUUGGCCAUUCAAACAAACUUGACGACAUGAUUGGUCAUUCCAACAAACCUGACAUCAUGAAUGGUCAUUCCAACAAACCUGACAUCAUGAUUGGCCAUUCCAACAAACUUGAUGACAUGUUUGGUCAUUCUAACAAACCUGACAUCAUGAUUGGUCAUUCCAACAAACCUGACAUCAUGAUUGACCAUUCCAACCAACCUGACAUCAUGAUUGGCCAUUCCAACAAACCUGACAUCAUGAUUGACCAUUCCAACAAACCUGACAUCAUGAUUGGCCAUUCAAACAAACCUGAUAUCAUGAUUGGCCACUCCAACAAACUUGACAUCAUGAUUGACCAUUCCAACAAACCUGAUAUCAUGAUUGGCCACUCCAACAAACCUGACAUCAUGAUUGACCAUUCCAACAAACCUGACAUCAUAAUUGGCCAUUCCAACAAACCUGACAUCAUGAUUGACCAUUCCAACAAACCUGACAUCAAGGUUGGCCAUUCCAACAAACCUGAUAUCAUGAUUGGCCACUCCAACAAGCCUGACAUCAUGAUUGGCAAUUAUGACAAACUUUUAAAACUAGCGCCGAAGGCGCAUAUUAGUUUUUAUGUUUAUAUAAGAGAUUGCAUACUUACCUUUGGUUAA
Molecule: messenger RNA, 996 nt
Organism: Saccoglossus kowalevskii
Lineage: Eukaryota; Metazoa; Hemichordata; Enteropneusta; Harrimaniidae
Source: RefSeq, a predicted model, not a curated record